GCGUCUCUGCGCUGCCGGAAGCCGGAUUGCCCCGCGAAUUCUGUCAGUGCGAGCAACGCCAGACCGCUUCUCGCCGCUUGCGGAGAGCACAGAGCACCCCGGCCUGCGUGCGGCGGCGACUCCCGGGACCGGAUCGGGCAGCGGAGGGUCAUGGCUGAGGCGACCGCCGCUCCGACUUCUGAAUGGGACUCGGAAUGCCUUACAUCCCUGCAGCCCCUUCCUCUUCCUACACCUCCAGCAGUGAAUGAGGCACACCUGCAGACUGCAGCCAUCUCCCUGUGGACAGUGGUGGCUGCUGUACAGGCCAUAGAGAGGAAGGUGGAAGUCCACAGCCGCCGACUCCUCCACCUAGAAGGCAGGACAGGGACAACAGAGAAGAAACUAACCAGCUGUGAAAAGACAAUGACUGAGCUUGGGAACCAGCUGGAUGGCAAGGGGGCAGUGCUGGGGACCUUGCUGCAGGAGUAUGGGCUGCUGCAGCGGCGCCUGGAGAAUCUGGAGAACUUGUUGAGAAACAGGAACUUCUGGAUCCUGCGGCUGCCCCCAGGUAUUAAAGGCGAUAUCCCAAAGGUGCCUGUGGCAUUUGACGAUGUCUCCAUCUACUUUUCCACCCCAGAGUGGGAAAAAUUAGAAGAAUGGCAAAAAGAACUUUACAAGAAUAUCAUGAAGGGCAACUACGAGUCUCUCGUCUCCAUGGAUUAUGCCAUGAAUCAACCUGAUGUCUUAUCUCAGAUUCAACCAGAAGGAGAACACAGUACAGAUGACCAACCAAGACCAGAGGCAAGUGAGAUUCCUGCAGAUGCCAGUGAAGAUCCUGGCCUUUCAACCUCAGAUAUUCUGUCUUGGAUUAAACAAGAGGAAGAGUCUCAGGUUGGAGUCCCCCAGGAGUCCAAAGAGAAUGACCUAUAUAAGGGCUCCUAUGCUGAUGAAGAACUUGUCAUCAAAGCUGAAGACCUUGCUAGAGCCUCCCUGUGCCCUGAAGUUCCAGUCACCUUUUCUGCACCCCCACCACAAGCAGCCAAGGAUACAUUUUCCGAUGUAGCUUUCAAAAGCCAGCAGUGUGCACCCAUGACACCUUUUGGAUGUACAGCCACUGACCUGCCUGAAGCCUCAGAAGGACAAGUGACCUUUACUCAGUUAGGAAGCUACCCACUCCCACCUCCAGUUGGAGAGCAGAUAUUCUCAUGCCACCAUUGUGGCAAGAGUCUCAACCAAGAUAUGUUAAUGACACAUCAAUGUAGCCACGAUGCUGAACACCCCUUAACCUGUGCCCAGUGUCCCAAGCACUUUGCCCCACAGAUAGAUCUCGGUAGCACCUCCCAGGACCAUGCCAGUGAAACACCACCCACCUGUCCUCACUGUGCCCGGACCUUCACUCACCCCUCAAGACUCACAUACCACCUUCGGGUCCACAACAGCACUGAGCGCCCUUUCCCCUGUCCUGAUUGUCCUAAGCGCUUCGCUGACCAGGCUCGACUCACCAGCCAUCGGCGAGCUCAUGCUACCGAGAGGCCCUUCCGUUGCCCACAAUGUGGUCGUAGCUUUAGCCUGAAGAUCAGUCUCCUGCUGCACCAGAGAGGACAUGCACAGGAGCGCCCCUUCUCCUGUCCUCAGUGUGGCAUUGACUUCAAUGGCCACUCUGCACUGAUUCGUCACCAGAUGAUCCACACAGGCGAGCGUCCCUACCCAUGCACAGAUUGUAGCAAGAGCUUCAUGCGUAAAGAACACUUGUUAAACCACCGGAGGCUGCACACAGGUGAGCGGCCUUUCCAGUGUCCACAAUGUGGCAAGAGCUUCAUCCGCAAACACCACCUCAUAAAGCACCAGCGCAUCCACACAGGCGAGCGGCCCUAUCCCUGCACAUUGUGUGGAAGGAGCUUCCGCUACAAGCAGACGCUCAAGGACCAUCUGCGGACCGGUCACAGUGGAGGCUGUGCUGGUGAUAGGGACCCUUCCACACAGCCACCAGACCCACCUGGUCCACUCUUAACUGCACUGGAACCCUCUGGCCUAGGUGUUAGCACUGAAGGUCUAGAAUCUAGUCAGUGGUAUGGGGAAGGGAAUGGAGGAGUGGUUUUGUAGACCUGUGGCUCAUUGGUUAUUUAUGUUCACAGCAGAGCAGAAGGUCGAGGAGAAAGCCUACAAGCUCCACAACCCACAGUAAUUAUUAUCUGGUACAUAAAGGAAUUUGGGAGUCUGCACUCAACUAGAGACAUGCUUGUGCUUUGGAAGUCCACAAGAGCCCAAGAAUACCAUAUUUUGAAAAGUGGAAGAGAAUCCAACAUUCAUGUCUUUUCAGAUACCACAAAAGCAGGGUUUGGGAAUUGAGAUUUGGCUUCUGAUCAUUCUGUCAGGAUAGCAGAGUAAGAAUUGCCUCUAGGUAGAGAGAGAUGCAUGGAAAGAACCUCCAAACCUCAAAGCCAUCUGGAGGCAUGAGAAUGCCCCAAGCCUUUCUUUAAUUCCUCAGUGAUGAGAUGACUAUUGGGGGAAUGUGCUUUAGCUGCUUGUUAUGUUGCUGUGUCUCUAAAACCAGCUAAGUUCUGUUCAUACCUAUGUAGUCACCUUUCCCUGAAACAUGAUGAUUGAGGCUGCCUUCCUAAGCCUAGAUUCUGUCUGCUAAUACAUUUUGUUUAAUGUUGGUGAACAAAAAAAAAAAAAAAAAAAAUCCGACUUUGAUAGUUUAUUUAAAGGGACAGUUCUUAGUUUUCACUAGCUUGAUUUGAAACAUUCAGACUCUUGUAGCAGCUUUUAAAAGGGUAGAGAACUUUACCACAGUCCUAGUUAAAAAAUUAGGAAGAGUUUAGGAGCUAAAGAUCCCAGAGAUCCCAGAUACAACAUUGAUAUCAUAGCCUAAAAGUCUGCCUGAAUCUUGAGUGUAGAGGCAUUUAUAUCAAUUUAUCCCUUCUCUUUUCUAAGCCGGUGAUCUUGUUUUUCAAUUUCUGAUGUUUGACAUUCUCUCUCUCUCUCUCUCUCUCUCUCUCUCUCUCUCUCUCUCUCUCUUUCUUUCUCCAGAGUCUCACUGUAUAUCCUCGCCUAGAACUUGCUUCAUAGACCAGGCUGACCUUGAACUCUGUGGGAUCUGCCUGCCUCUGCCUCAUGUUCUGGGUAUACCAUCAUGCCCAACCUGGUUUUCUUUACAAUCCUCACAGUGCUUUGCCAAGGCAUCCAGCACUUCAGGAAGUGCCACUGAGCUCAGGGCUUUUGUUCCCUCAGUAGUGUCAUAGCAGUGUUGUAAUGUGAUGCUCUUGAGGAAAGGAUUUGCAUCUCUUCUGCCUGCUCCCACCUCCCUGCUCUCACUUUACCCCACAGAGUGAGACCCCUCCUCAGUCACUGAGAACUAAAUGUCAUAUCUGCCUUACCUUACCCGUUGUGCUGUUUUUAGGCAGGGCUUCACUAUGUAGCCCUGGCUGGCCUGGAACUCUGAUCUGCCUCACUCUGCACUCACUCUGCAUCCAGAGUGCUAGGAUUAAAAACAAGCACUAUCAUACUCAGCCACCUGUUGUACUUUGAGGGGUCAUGGCUACCAUGCGUUCUUUUCUUGGGCUCACUUAGUCAUCUGAAAGCAUCUGAACCUAUUCUAAGUGUCCUAAGUGUUCAUGCAAACUGGUGUGUCCUCUUCCUUUUUCAGCUUUCAUAUUUUUACCACCAGAAUGAAGUUGUUAAAAGAAAGUAAGCCCCUAGAACCUUUUUAAAAGAAUCUUGUGAUACAGUUCUUUUCUGCCAAAAUCCUGUUCUUCCUUUGUCUUCUGUCCAGACAAAGCCAAAUGAGUCAGAAAAACCAAAGCAGAGAAACUCAUGUGGAAACUUGGUGGAAAUCAGCUUGUCUUGUUGUUCUGCUCUUAGUGGGCCCUAAAGUAGAAUACAGAGAAUGUAGAAGUCCUAUAUUUGGGACAGGAAGCUGUUUAUUCCUACAUCCCUUCAUUCUCCCAGAGCCUUCUAUGAUGUCUAGAAUGUGACCUAUAACUGUUUAUACAUGACAUUUUCUAGAUAAGGAAGAAAAUACUUUCUCCUUAUUACUAGGCUCAACCUUCAAUUUUCAUAGUUAGUGUAACCAUGGUAGGAGAUGGUGUUUGCCUAGUUACUGUUCUCCUGUCAAAGUUCUGCCUGAACAUGCUGCUCUUCAGGAUAAUCAUGUAUAUAAAUCACUGUUUUGUGACAAUAAUACCAAGGAUUCCAGGAGACAUAAGAAGUGCGUGUGAGACCAAGUCUAACUUUAAACUUGUUGGCAGGGAAACUCCCACAGGGACAGACAAGACAGAUGAUGGAAGAACUGUGGUCUGUUGGGAUAAAGAGCUUAGCCAGGACCUGGGCCAUCCCACAGGAAAACUUGGAAAUUCUGAAAUUCCAAAAUCAGGUUCCAGCUUCAUUAAUGGCCCACUAGUGACUUGAAUGUGAUAUUUGCACCUGAAAAAGAAGGAAUCAAAGCAUUAUCCUCAGGGUGAGCUGAAGAAGAGAUACCUACUGAAGCUGUGGUGUGGAGCUAGAUAACAUGUAAAGUUCAUCUGAACUCAACAGAUUUACCAAGAACACAAAUGUUAAUGUGAGGCCUGUAUACCAGAAUGAUACCAACAGAUCCCAGGGCCUGUCUGUUAGGAGCCAUAGCCAGGAAGGAUCUGAACAGGCCAAAAAAAAAAAAAAAAAGAAUAUAGCUCAAAUGCCAACCAAACAAGAGCCAUAAAACCAAAAAAAAAAAAAAAAAAAAAAAAAGGGAAUGUGCAGGGCCAUCCCAAAAACUUGGAAGCAUGUGGAAUCCUUAGUCUGGUUCAAAAUAGGGACUUCAGCUGUUGUAUAGUCAAUUCUUUCCAUUCACCAAUCUCCUACAAGUAUAACCUAUUUGUCAAAGAUUCAAAAGUGGCUCAUUGGAAAAUAUAAAGUUCAACAGAAGUUUUCAGCAAGUAGAAUCUCUUUGUCUACCCAGUGUCUUGAAAGAAACUAUACAUUUAACCCUGCAACUAAAGAGGCACCUGGAGCCUGGUGCUCAUGACCAGUCACUGCAAGGAAAAGGAAACCCCAGAAGUGUUCUACUGAUUUGCCUGUCCCCUGCUUGAUGGCCCAAAAACUUUCUCAGAAUGCAUCCAGGAGUUGGCUCUAACUAGAUUUACUCUUUACUUGCUAGAGUUUUUAUUGUCAACAUUGGAUGAGCCUCUGGUUCAGCCACAAAUAUGAAAAUAAAUAUAAGUUGGUUACCUGUUUAGAAAGUGAAA
Molecule: messenger RNA, 5204 nt
Organism: Phodopus roborovskii (desert hamster)
Lineage: Eukaryota; Metazoa; Chordata; Mammalia; Rodentia; Cricetidae
Product: zinc finger protein 398
Exons: 6
Coding region: 151-2082 (643 amino acids)
Biological process (GO): regulation of transcription by RNA polymerase II; central nervous system development
Cellular component (GO): nucleus
Molecular function (GO): RNA polymerase II cis-regulatory region sequence-specific DNA binding; DNA-binding transcription factor activity, RNA polymerase II-specific
Source: RefSeq, a predicted model, not a curated record